Saccharomyces paradoxus is the source of this 1950-nucleotide messenger RNA. RefSeq names its product Sph1p (gene SPH1). NCBI's taxonomy places the organism in Eukaryota, Fungi, Ascomycota, Saccharomycetes, Saccharomycetales, Saccharomycetaceae. Gene Ontology annotation, molecular function: MAP kinase scaffold activity. Gene Ontology annotation, cellular component: cellular bud neck; incipient cellular bud site; cell cortex of growing cell tip. Bases 1 to 1950 code for a protein of 649 amino acids. The transcript has a single exon. The record is from RefSeq and is a predicted model, not a curated record. Gene Ontology annotation, biological process: bipolar cellular bud site selection; pseudohyphal growth; invasive filamentous growth.
AUGACUUGCUCAGAAUUAACGAAUGAUCAAAUCAUAGAUCUAAUAUCGAAUUAUAAGACUUUUAAAAGAAUUAUAGAGGCUUCUCUGCCAGAAGAUGACAGAAGAAGGAACCUAAACAGCCGAAAUAAUGAUAAAAACCUGUCUAAAUUAUCGAAUGUACAAUUUUGGGAACUAGCGACUGAUGUCAACAAUGAAUUGAUGAAAAGAUUGACAAACUCGAAUAUGGAUGUAUCACAAAACGAUCUUGAUCUGAAAAGAGGAAAAGCACAAUCUAAACUAUCUCGAUUGAACGAUAUAAAGUUCCAUAAAUUAAUUUUUGAUAUUUUCACCGAAAUUGAAAAGAGAAAUUUACAUCAUUUAGAUGUGAUGACGCAUGCCAAUACGUUAGACAAGGGCGAACUCAAUUUCUAUUUAAAUGAUUCAUUGUUUGAAUCUGUAAAUAUAAACGAUGAUUUUAUGAGCGUAGACGGUAUCAUUUCCAUUGAAGCCUUCCGAGAGUUACGAACUCAUUUUGCAGUUUACUUUCAAAAUACGCUCCAACGAACUCAUCCUGUAGAUGCCACCGCCAAGCGUCUACCAGUUCUCCUAGAGACUGUAAUUAAGAUAGCAAAGUUGAUAGGAGAUCUCUUACCUCUCUUAUCAUCAGUUUCACUCCACGAUUCUUUAGAAAACGAAAUAGUGUACCUGAAAAGCGCUCUAUCUCAUGCCAUCACUUCAACAAGAUAUUCUCUUGCAUAUGAAGACCUAAUACCACGAAUUGUGACUCAAUCCUCUAUUUCGGAAGUGAUAUUUGCAUUUUGCAAUAUUGCUCAGAUUGUAAAGAUCAAACCCACUUCAUCAUCCCAUGGUGCAUUGAGUAAUGAAAGAGAACUCAGUGAUACCGAGACAGAUAUGAAACCAUUGAAGAUUAUUGAGAAAGUAAAAAAUGAGAAAAAAGGUAAAAAUAAAGCAUCCAUGGGUAAUAACACUGGUUCCCCUGUUAGUAUUUCAUCUUCUGAUAAAGUCAUUAUGGAAAAAUUGGACAUAGCGGCGAUUGAAGCAUCGCCGCCACAUUCCAUCAUUGAAAAAUCCAAUUCUCCUGUUGGAAAGAGUACGCUGGCACGAAAUAAUGCAUCUGGAGAAAGAGAUCCAGGGUUUGUGUCACUAGUGAAAAAUACUACGGAUACUCCAAGGGCUACGACUGAGCCAUCCUUACGAGAUAGCUUGGCUCUGAAAGUUCCUUCGAAUUUGAGUAGUUCAAGUUCUCAGAGCAGAGCUCUAUCGCUAAUUGGUAAAUUUCGACAGGAUUAUCAGUCAUCACCGCCAAAGAAAGCUACCAAUAAGCCAGCCGUUGGAACGGCCAAGCCGUAUACAAAUAUCCCGCCAACUGUAGAUGUACUUCGAUCGCCAGUCGUGGCCAAAAUGAGAAGAUUUAGAGAAAAAGUGCAGAAAUUCGGGCCUAACUCUGGUCUUGGAUUAAGAAUAUCUACAUCGGAAGAAGACGUGAAGAAUUCUAAUGUCAAGCUAAUCGCACAUAACGCUAGCAUAAAUAACCUUGUCGAAUUUGUGGAAAUUAAAGCAAAAAUUGUUCUUCCUUUGGCACAGGAAAUUUUGAAUGAUAUUCAGGCUUGCAAAUCGAAGGCGUUCAAGACUUCAGGAUCUAUUCCGAGCCUGUGUCAAGAUUCCAUCAAAAUUAUUCCUAUUCUGGAAUCGCUGGUCGAUAUGACUGCAAAAGUAAUCGUCCAAAAAGACUUUAAACGGGAUUUCAGCAGGCAUAGUGAAGAAAUUGUUGAAGGGCUUACAGACUGCUCGCAAAGGUUAUCAGAACUCUGUACUAAUGAAUGCAAUUCCACAAAUUUUAGCAGUAAACGAUUCUAUCAAAAAUUAGCAGAAAUCCUGUUGGACAUAACUAAGCGCACCAAGAAAUUGGUUAAAUGUGUGGAGAUGGCGAAUGAGCAGACCCUUUCAUAA